Messenger RNA from Vigna angularis (adzuki bean), 540 nucleotides. RefSeq names its product secreted RxLR effector protein 161-like. The transcript is spliced from 2 exons. Bases 1 to 540 code for a protein of 179 amino acids. NCBI's taxonomy places the organism in Eukaryota, Viridiplantae, Streptophyta, Magnoliopsida, Fabales, Fabaceae. The record is from RefSeq and is a predicted model, not a curated record.
AUGGCGAAGCAUUUUCCCAAUAGUUCUGGCAAGAAAAUAACAGCAGAUAUCGUGAAAAAAAUUAGAGAUAAUGGUGUUAGAAGUCCUCUUGAGGUGAAUGCUAAAUUGAAGAUAGAAGAAACCAAGGAAGGAGCGAAUGAGACUACCUAUAAGCAGAUCAUUGGGUCGCUGAGAUUUUUAUGCAAUAGCAGGCCCGAUUCAAUGUUUAGUGUAAGUCUACUGAGUCGUUUCAUGGGAAAUCCAAAGAAAAGUCAUAUGAUGACCGUCAAACGCAUAUUAAGAUAUAUUAAAGGAAUUGCUAAUUAUGAAAUUCUGUUUCCAUAUGGUUUGCGGGAGGAUGAACUGAAGUUCGUUUGCUAUGUAGACUCUGAUUAUGGUGGAGAUCAGGUUGAGAGAAAAAGCACUUCAGGAAACAUAUUUUUCCUGAACAAAGCACAUAUUUCGAGGAGCUCAAAGAAGCAAUUCCUUAUCAAGUUGCAAAGCAGAGUACAUUACAGGAUGUUAUGCAGCGUCAAGGAAUGUGGUUACGUGAAUUGUUAA